Cucumis sativus (cucumber) is the source of this 2082-nucleotide messenger RNA. RefSeq names its product omega-hydroxypalmitate O-feruloyl transferase. The transcript is spliced from 3 exons. Lineage: Eukaryota; Viridiplantae; Streptophyta; Magnoliopsida; Cucurbitales; Cucurbitaceae. Gene Ontology annotation, molecular function: acyltransferase activity, transferring groups other than amino-acyl groups. The record is from RefSeq and is a predicted model, not a curated record. The coding region runs from base 559 to 1881 and encodes 440 amino acids.
UGCAAUAAAGUUCAAGCAAAUCUUUUGAAUUUCUCAAAUUUCAACAAAGUCAGAAUUUGCUUGAAAUGGUGUUGGAGUGCAUAUUAGAUAAGUAGUUGAAUACAUGGUUGCACUCACCAUAAAGUUAAAAAAUAUAAAUAAAGAAAGAAAUCGUUAACAAAAAUUAAAACAAAAUUGAUCGAAAAGAAAAUAAAAUAGAAGGAAGCUUCGUCCUUCAAGUAAACGCAAAAGAGUUGGAGGCCAACCCUCACCAAGAAAGUUGUAGAGCGGUGGCGAUUUGGUUCCCUAACACAUGAGAUCCUCAUAUCAAUUAUCAACCCGGCCCGACUUGGUCAACUUCCACGACACUUCAGAACAAAAAUGCAGUGCAUCACUCAAAUUAGGCACAACUUCCAACCACCCCUCACUCUCUCUUCCUCACCAUUCCAUACUUCAACUUUAUAUAUAUACACACAAUAUCAACUCUCUCCCAAUAAUAGCACCUCCUACACAAAUAUAUUCUUCUUAUAACUACUUCUCAUUUCAGGUAAAACCACGUGAUUUAGUAUGCUCUAACUCAUGUCUUUCUAUCUCGGUCAGAUGGCUGGCAGUGGCAAAUCGGGUUUUCAACUCAAUGUUCAGCAGCACAAACCCAGUCUCAUAACUCCUGCAGAGGAAACACCCAAGGGUCUCUACUUCCUUUCAAACCUUGAUCAAAAUAUUGCAGUCAUUGUCCGUACCAUUUACUCUUUCAAAUCAGAGUCCAGAGGCAAUGAAGAUGCAGCCCAAGUCAUUAAAGAUGCUCUUUCCCAAGUGCUUGUCCAUUACUAUCCUCUUGCUGGCCGCCUCACCAUCAGCUCUGAUAAGAAACUCAUUGUGGAUUGUACGGCGGAGGGUGCUGUGUUUGUGGAGGCUGAAGCUGACUGUUCCAUUGAAGACAUUGGAGAUAUAACUAAGCCUGAUCCUGACACUCUUGGAAAGCUUGUUUAUGAUAUCCCUGGCGCUACCAACAUACUUCAGAUGCCACCUCUUGUUGCCCAGGUGACUAAGUUCAAAUGUGGUGGAUUUGUUGUGGGGUUGUGCAUGAAUCAUUGUAUGUUUGAUGGGAUUGGGGCAAUGGAAUUUGUGAAUUCAUGGGGUGAAACGGCAAGGGGGUUACCUUUGACUGUUCCGCCGUUUCUAGACAGAAGCAUUCUCAAAGCAAGGGAGCCACCGGUGAUUGAGUUUUCUCACGGUGAAUUUGCUGAGAUAGAAGAUGUAUCCAACACUUUUAAGCUUUACGGGGACGAGGAAAUGCAUUAUCGGUCCUUCUGCUUUGAGCCGGAGAAGCUGAAUAAGCUCAAACAGAUAGCAUUGGAAGAUGGGGUUUUGAAGAAAUGUACAACGUUCGAAGCUCUGUCGGGAUUUGUAUGGAAGGCAAGAACAGAGGCUCUACGAAUGAAACCCGAUCAACAAACAAAGCUUCUCUUCGCCGUCGAUGGACGAUCUAGGUUCAAGCCCACAAUUCCGAAAGGGUACUCUGGAAACGCUAUCGUUUUAACCAACUCGAUAUGCAGCGCUGGGGAGCUUCUGGAAAAUCCUUUGUCAUAUGGGGUGGGGCUGGUUCAGAAGGCGGUGGAGAUGAUCACAGACAGCUACAUGAGGUCAGCCAUCGAUUUCUUCGAAACAACGAGAUCAAGGCCUUCAUUGGCGGCGACACUGUUGAUCACGACUUGGUCGAGGCUAGGAUUCCACACGACGGACUUCGGGUGGGGGGAACCGGUGUUUUCAGGGCCGGUGGCGUUGCCGGAAAAGGAGGUGAUUCUAUUUCUAUCUCAUGGGAAAGAAAGGAAGAGUAUAAAUGUGCUUUUGGGGCUUCCAGCUUCUGCCAUGGAAAUCUUCCAACAGGCCAUGAAAUUUUGAGGGAAACAAAAACCUUUAUUCUACUCUGUUUCCAAGCUCUCAUUGUAGCAAAAGAUGAGGAAAAAAACCAUCUUUAUUACUAUAUUCAUCCCACAAUGUGUUGUUUUCAUCUUUCUAUUUCAUAUUAUUUUACAAUUUCAUGUGAUGUGAUUAUCCACAUUUUUCUAUUAAAUAAUACAUUGUUCCAUGUUUGUUCAAAGA